Molecule: messenger RNA, 790 nt
Organism: Pyrus x bretschneideri (Chinese white pear)
Lineage: Eukaryota; Viridiplantae; Streptophyta; Magnoliopsida; Rosales; Rosaceae
Product: cyclic nucleotide-gated ion channel 1-like
Exons: 3
Coding region: 59-775 (238 amino acids)
Source: RefSeq, a predicted model, not a curated record
UAACUUGUUGAUCAUUUAGGCAUUCGGAGCCUUAUGGUACUUUUUUGCCAUUCAACGAAUGAUGGAUUGCUGGCGUUUUGCAUGUCGAAAAGAAGAUGGAUGUGACAGGAGUAGUUUUGGUUGUCAUGACAAUCACACAUUUAGAAACAUCACAAAUCUAAAUGAUUUAUGCCCUAUAAAUCCGUCAGACCCAAAGAUGUUCGAUCUUGGCAUUUUUACUAGUGUCCUUGAAUCCGGCAUAACAGGAUCAACCAAUUAUUUUCAAAAGUUCUCAAACUGUUUUUGGUGGGGCUUACGAAAUUUGAGUUCCCUCGGUUCAAACCUUGAGCCCAGUAUAGAUGAAUGGGAAAACUUCUUUGCGGCUUCUAUUUCUAUUAUUGGUUUGCUCCUGUUCAUAUAUCUCAUUGGAAAUAUCCAGAUGUAUUUGCAAUUUGAAGCUGAAAAAACGAAUGCAAGAGUAGAGAAGAGGUUGCUAGCGAAACGAAAGAUGGAACAGCUUUGUCCAGAAAUAGUGUCGUGGUUAUCUAAAAAUUGCAUUCAGUCAUCGUUUCAUUGGCACUGGAGGAUGCAAAUGCAUGUCAUGAAAAAGGUACUGGAAGCAUGUGAAGAGAAUGUGCCUGUUAAUUUGGAGUACAUUAUCCAGAGUCUUCCCCCUGAGUUUCAAAGACGUAUAAAAAAUUGUGCGCCUUUGACCAAGCUCAGGCAAGUAAGUUCCUCGAUCAAAGCCUUCGACUUUAAUUUAAACAGUAGCUUUGCCAUAUAUGACAAGACUUAGUUUAAUGGGAGAUGC